Rhodamnia argentea is the source of this 2516-nucleotide messenger RNA. RefSeq names its product phosphatidylinositol 4-kinase gamma 4-like. The record is from RefSeq and is a predicted model, not a curated record. Bases 630 to 2432 code for a protein of 600 amino acids. Gene Ontology annotation, molecular function: protein binding. Lineage: Eukaryota; Viridiplantae; Streptophyta; Magnoliopsida; Myrtales; Myrtaceae. The transcript is spliced from 2 exons.
UUUUUUUUUUCUUUUCGGAACCAGGAAGAGCCCCGUGAAACGCGAGACAUCUAAAUCACUUGUGGUUUUUGCUAAAAUUGUCGUGUAAUUUAAGCGGAGCUUCCUUGUUGCUUUUUCCUUCGGUUCUUCCUCUCUGGUAAGAAUCCUGUUUGUCUCUCUCCAGUGUGUUUCGAUUUGUUCCCGAUAUUGUACCGGGCUCGUGUCUCUGAUCCUUCCGAUCUUAGCGGCUUGCUGAGGUCGUCGGGGUUCAUUUCGAUUGCGAUUCAGCUGUAGAACGAAGCUCUGAAGGUUAAAAAUUGUCUGUCUUUGGUUGGAUCCGUGAAAGGUUUCGUUUUUCUGCGUCUUUUUCUUGUUGGGGAUUUGCCCUUUUGGCCACGAACGCGUCCGAUGGAUGAACAAUGAAUCUCUAGGACAGAUUGUGGCUCCUUUGCCUCUUUCUUUCGUUCUUGCUCUUGUGUAGGUUUUUAGGUUCAGAUUUUCCUCCAUGUUUUGAUCAUCUGAGUUUAAUCGGAUGAUCAGAUUAUAAUUAUGGUGAUUUCCGUGGAUUUAUGAGGGAGAAACUCUUGUGAGUCGAUUUAAGGUGUAAAGCUUUAUUUUGACUCUUCAACCGUAGUCCAAGUGCCCACAAAAUGUCAUCCGCCGGUGUUGCUGUGAGUCUUGUCCGCAAUGAUUCUUUCGUCUUCCCAAAUCUAUUUGAUUCCCAAUUGAGUACGCCCAUCGAUGAACCAAUAUUGGUUUACGUCGCCCUUUCUGGCUCGAUGAUGCCAAUGCGAGUGCUAGAGACUGAUUCAAUUGAGUCCGUGAAACUGCGGAUCCAAAGCUGUAAAGGCUUUGUCGUUAGAAAUCAAACGCUGGUCUGUGGAGGCCGAGAACUCUCGAGGAAUAAUUCUCUAGUUCGGGACUAUGGUGUGGAGGAUGGGAAUGUACUGCAUUUGGUUCUGAAGCUCUCAGAUCUCCAGGUCAUCCAUGUGAGGACGACUUGUGGGAAGGAAUUCACUUGUCAUGUGGAACGGAGCAAGGAUGUUGGGUAUGUCAAGCAACAGAUUGCUAAGAAAGCAAGAGGUUUCAUUGACUCUGAUGAGCAGGAAGUUGUUUGUAAUGGAGAGAGAAUUGAAGAUCAGAGACUUAUUGAGGAUAUCUCUAAGCAAAACGGCGCGGUGAUACAUUUGCUGGUUCGGAAAUCUGCUAAGGUUAGGCCUAGGCCUGUUGAGAAGAACUUUGAAUUGUCUAUUGUAGCAACAGAAUUGAAUGAUAAAAGAAAGCCUGAUGCUGGAAAAGAGAAUGACCAGAGACAAGGUGGUGUUAGUGAAGAGAGCUAUGGAAAAGAGGGUGAAGUUGAUAGAGAUUCGGUCAUGGGGAAGACUCCAGAGAAAAAAUUCUGCUUAGAGCCAAUUCUUGUUAACCCCAAAAUUGAGUUGUCUUCUUUCAUUUGGGACAUGAUCAACUCGUCUUUUGAGGGACUGGAACAUGGGUAUCAGCCAGUGAGAUCCAUGGAGGGUACCGGAGGAGCUUAUUUCAUGCGAGAUUCAUUCGGGCAGAAGUAUGUUUCUGUUUUUAAGCCAAUGGAUGAGGAACCCAUGGCUAUUAACAACCCUAAUGGUUUGCCUUUGUCUGAAAAUGGUGAAGGACUGAAAAAGGGUACAAAGGUUGGAGAAGGAGCUUUUAGAGAAGUUGCGGCAUACCUUUUGGAUCAUCCAAAGACUGGGCGCCGCACGUUAUAUGGCGAUGCAGAAGGUUUUGCUGGAGUUCCGCCUACUGCAAUGAUCAAGUGCUUGAAUAUAGGAUUUAACCAUCCAAACAAUGUAAGUAUGAAGAUUGGGUCCUUGCAAAUGUUCAUGGAGAAUGAGGGCAGUUGCGAGGACAUGGGACCUGGGGCUUUUCCUAUGAAUGAAGUGCACAAAAUCUCUGUUUUGGACAUAAGAUUGGCUAAUGCAGAUCGGCAUGCUGGAAAUAUUCUCUUAAGCAAAGAGGGAGCGAGUGGCCAACCACUGUUGAUUCCAAUCGAUCAUGGAUAUUGCUUACCUGAAAGUUUUGAAGAUUGCACAUUUGAUUGGCUGUACUGGCCACAAUCUCGCCAGCCUUACUCCCCCGAGACAAUUGACUACAUAAGAUCUUUGGACGCUGAAGAAGAUAUUGCCCUUCUGAAAUUUCAUGGCUGGGACCUUCCCAUUAAAUGUGCCCGCGUACUCCGCAUCUCAACAAUGCUGCUAAAAAAGGCAGUAGAAAGAGGCCUCACUCCCUUUGCUAUUGGGAGCAUCAUGUGCAGAGAGACCUUGAAUAGGUGGUCCAUCAUUGAGGAGAUUGUUCAGGAAGCGGAAGAAUCUUUGCUCCCUGAUAGCAGCGAAUCUGCAUUUCUAGAUGCUGUAUCCCAAGUGAUGGAUAGCUACCUCGAUGAGAUUGCGGGUCAUCAUCCUAGAUACUCGAGUAGUUGAUAUGUACUGACCAUACUGUACAUAUGUAUGUACAUGAGGACAAGAGGGUCGUUUCAUCAUUUAGUCGUAACCUUUUGUUUCAGG